GGAAGGAUCCUUUGUUGGGUGGAGACAAUAAAAUAAGAUGGCGAAAUGUUCAAAGUCUUCGCAGUCGCUGCGUUGCCUUGGUCACCUCUUUUACUAUUACAACCUCCUCUUCAUUCUCACAAUGAAGUUGCAGUUGCCGACUUCAACUCUUCACACUUUCACUUUCUCCCUCUCUCUUCUUUCUCUAUGGAAUUCGCUUUGGAGUCCAGUCCUAAGUAGCCUUCUCCAUCUCCAUCUCUCUCACUCUCAGGUCUAGAUUCUUAGGCAUGGCUGCUUUUGAAAAAGACGAUAUACCAAUGCUAUCAAACACUGAUCCACCAAUGUUUGACGAACAAGUGGAUUCUUAUUUUCCUUCAUAUGCAUCCUUGGGCCGGAGUUCGUCACUAUCAAUUCCAGAAAAUUCUUCUGGGAUGUAUGGUAGCGAAGCAAAUCUUGUUGGUCAUACUGGUCCCCUACGGAUAGAAAGAAGUUCAUUCAUGGUGAGUGGUUCAAAAAAAACUGGCAGUAAGCCCAAAAAACUUUCACAGUCAAAGCCAGGAGUGACUGAAAGCAAGACAGCAGAGCCGCUGGCAGAAAAAUUUCCUUCGUUCAAGAUUGUAGAUGAGUCUGAUUGGUCCAUUCAUAACUAUGCCGGUAGGAACGAACACUUAAUAAAGUCUGGCCAGCUGGGAUUGUGUAAUGAUCCUUUCUGUAUAACUUGCCCAACAUAUAAUUCCAAAGCAUCACAACAGAAAAGCUCAAGAAUGUCAGGCAUAUUUGAUGCCAAGAAUAAUAAGUGCAUUGUUAUUGACUGGCCUUUGACCACAACCUUGGUGGUUUUCCGGAGCAUGACUGAUUUUAUCUAUUUCCUACACAUGCUUCUUCAGUUUAGGUUGGCCUAUGUAGCACCAGAAUCCAGAGUCGUUGGUGCUGGCGAAUUGGUUGACCAUCCGAAGAAAAUUGCCAUGAAUUACCUCAAAGGAAAUUUUUUUAUAGAUUUGCUUGUUGUCUUGCCGCUGCCUCAGAUCAUAAUUUUUUUAAUCCUGCCAAAGUCUUUGGGAUCAUCUGGAGCAAAUUAUGCCAAAAAUCUAUUACGCACUGCAGUUACUGUUCAAUAUAUUCCCAGACUGUAUAGGUUUCUACCUCUUCUCGCUGGCCAGUCUCCAAGUGGCUUUGUAUUUGAGACAGCAUGGGCAAAUUUUGUCAUCAAUCUUUUGACCUUUAUGUUGGCUGGUCAUAUUGUUGGGUCUUUCUGGUAUCUUCUCGGGCUUCAGAGGGUGACUCGAUGUUUUCGAGAAGCUUGCAUUAACACUGGAAAUAGGAGCUGCUUGGAAUAUAUAGAUUGUGGGCAUGGGGAUGAAUCUAGGAGUCAGAUUCUGGAUCCACAUCGGGAUUCAUGGACGCAUAAUGUGAAUGCUACGGCAUGUUUCGGCAGUGAAGGUUUCGAUUAUGGAAUCUACCUUCAAGCUGUAAAACUUACCACAAAAAAUAGUAUAAUCACGAGAUAUACAUACUCAUUAUUUUGGGGAUUCCAGCAAAUCAGUACUCUGGCGGGGAACCAAGUUCCAAGCUAUUAUGUCUAUGAAGUCCUUUUCACUAUGGGUAUUAUUGGGCUUGGUCUAUUGCUGUUUGCUCUUCUCAUCGGGAAUAUGCAGAACUUUCUCCAGGCUCUUGGAAGAAGGAGGUUAGAAAUGUCACUACGACGUCGUGAUGUCGAGCAAUGGAUGGAGCAUCGUCGCUUACCAGAAGGUUUAAGAAGGCAAGUACGACAGGCUGAAAGAUACAACUGGGCUUCUACAAGAGGAGUAAAUGAAGAGAGAAUUUUUGAAAAUUUGCCUGAGGACCUACAAAAAAACAUAAGACGGCAUCUCUUUAAAUUUGUCAACAAGGUUCGCAUUUUUGCUCUGAUGGACUAUGAACCUAUUUUAGACGCAAUACGUGAGAGACUGCGACAAAAGACAUACAUAGAAGGAAGUGAAGUUUUUUCUGCUGGAGAUAUCAUUGAGAAGAUGGUUUUCAUCGUACGGGGGAAAAUGGAGAGCCGUGUAGAUGGAAAUGGGAUUGUGGUUCCCUUAUCUGAAGGAGAUGUCUGCGGUGAGGAACUUCUAACAUGGUGUCUUGAGCAUUCCUCCCUAAACAAAGAUAUGAAGCGGCAGCAAGUUCCAGCGCCGAGAUUAGUAAGCAACCGGACCGUAAGAUGCUUAAGUAAUGUUGAAGCAUUUUCUCUCCGGGCUGUAGACCUUGAAGAAGUGACUAGUAUGUUUUCUAGAUUCUUGCGAAACCCGCGUGUUCAAGGAGCCAUAAGGUACGAAUCACCCUACUGGAGGUAUUUAGCUGCAAUGCGUAUUCAAGUAGCAUGGAGAUACAGGAAAAGGCGUCUAUCUCGAGUUCAAACCUCUCAAUCUAACUAAUUCCUUAAGGGACACCACUUUUGUGGAAAGAUAAGUAUUGCGUUAUACAUCGGUCAGCUUGAGUUCCAAUCGGCUUUUUCAAUGUGAUCAUUUCAUUCUUCUUUUUUAUUUAAUCCAUUAAUCCUUUUUUUUAAAGCAACUAAAAAGUCUAUCAUAUGGUAAAGUUAAUAGGAGCUCCUGCACACUGGUGCUAAGACAGUAGUUGUAUUUUUAGUCUAGUGUCAUGCCAAAAGUAUAUUUUUUUCUUUAGUUUAUCGAAACUCAAAACAAGCGAAAGUGGUAGAUUAGGUACUUUUGCCUCAAUUAGUUGUCCUUAGUAGGAUGUAAUUUGUAAAACCAAACAAGUGAGUGAUUUGUUGUUGAAAUUUUAUUACAAAAAAUGUUUAUAAUUAAUGGGAUAGUUUCUUUAUUCACCCUCU
Cucumis sativus (cucumber) is the source of this 2809-nucleotide messenger RNA. RefSeq names its product probable cyclic nucleotide-gated ion channel 20, chloroplastic. Gene Ontology annotation, biological process: transmembrane transport; monoatomic ion transport. Gene Ontology annotation, molecular function: monoatomic ion channel activity. The coding region runs from base 267 to 2390 and encodes 707 amino acids. The transcript is spliced from 12 exons. Gene Ontology annotation, cellular component: membrane. The record is from RefSeq and is a predicted model, not a curated record. NCBI's taxonomy places the organism in Eukaryota, Viridiplantae, Streptophyta, Magnoliopsida, Cucurbitales, Cucurbitaceae.